AUGGAAACAGAAGCUGCGGCAACGCUACUUGUGGCAAUCCUCUCUAAGAGAGGGCAUGAACUGCCCGCAAAACUGCUGAUAAAACUUCUACAUUUAGGUAGAAAAUGGGGACACUUUACCGAUCCACACACGAUGUUUUUUGUUACGGAGUGGCGAGAUUAUGGAGAAACGUUGUGGCAAAAGACUAUAUCAAGAACAGACAACGAUGAAAAGGAAGUUAAAGCUGUUCGAGGGGACUGCACGAUCACGAAAAGGGGCAAAGAGCCUUUUGGGGGCUGUGGGGAAACUUGGCGAACUGUCCUUAAUACUUUACAAGCGCUGAAGGCGGAGUCAAAAGUCGCCGCUGCCGCUGUGCGCGCCACAGCCCCCCCCAAUCCCCCGGCUGAACCUCAUCGCACCACGAGUCGUACGAGUGCUUUCUUUGGGGUGAGCCAGAAUUACCCAAUGAAAGGAAUGACUGGGAAAGUUUGUACCGGCGUCUGCGAGCUCUUAAAUCCGACUGUAAAAAGGGGGAAUGCGUCUGAGGACAUAAACGGCCCCGUUGCGCCGCAGGCACCCGAUGUUCACCCAUCAGAGGGCGGAAGUGCAAUGACACAGGAACCGGAAGUGCCCACAGUAGCGGCUGCGCUGAUCAAGUGCGGGGCGGCCCGAGCUGUCGGACUGGCGAGGAAUCAGAGGAGGAAGAAGGUGCCACGAAAAUGCUGUAACAACCAAGGACUGCUACCUGUUAAACAAUUGCAGAUGACACUAAGCUGGGAGGAAGUGUGGAUCUGCUGGAGGCUGCCCCGGGGAGAAGGAGGCCCUGCAGACACAGAUGUUUGGGCUGCCAGCUACCAAGGACAAGAGGUGGGCACGUAGAGUCCAGCACCUGGGGAGGAACAGCCCCUGCACCAGGACAGGUUGGGGAUGACCUGGAAAGCAGCUAUCAGUACUGCCCAUUCCAAGGCAGAGUCGCCCGUCCCGGCUGUUCCGAGGCCGGUGUUAUCGGUGCCGGCUGUUCCAAGGUGGGGGUCACCAAUACUAGCAGUCCCCAAGCUGUGAUUAACAGUAACAGCCUCUCCAAGGUGCCAUUAGCAGUACCGGCCGUUUCGAGGCGGCGAUUACCGUCACGCGUCAUUCCGAGGCGGCAGUUACCUGUCCCGGCCGUUCCGAAGCAGACGCUGCCGGUGCCGGUGCAAGUAGCGGGCGCUGCCGAGGCACAGCCGCCGGUUCCGGCCGGAGCUCCCGGUCCCCGGGCCCGUUCCGGGGCGAUGGGGGGGCUGAUCAGCCGUGUGCUGUGGGGCACAAGGCGAGGGAGGAAGCGGGAGCGCAGCGAGAGAGACGACAGCGACGACGGCAGAGGGCAGCACAGCCGGUGCGGGCAGGGAAGGGGCGGUGUGGGGAGCGGCGCCGGGGCAGAAGGGGCGCUGCAGGGUCGGGUGGGCGCAGGGGAGCGGAGAGAAGGGGCGAGGGGGCGCUGCGGGGCCGGGGAAGCGGUGCGGUGGGAGGAGGGGCGUGCGGGGCCGGCAGCGGAGGAGCGGUGGAGGGUCGCUGGGUGUGGGGAGAAGGGGAGUGCGGGGCCGGG
Messenger RNA from Cuculus canorus (common cuckoo), 1564 nucleotides. RefSeq lists its product as uncharacterized. The record is from RefSeq and is a predicted model, not a curated record. The transcript is spliced from 2 exons. Lineage: Eukaryota; Metazoa; Chordata; Aves; Cuculiformes; Cuculidae. The coding region runs from base 1 to 858 and encodes 285 amino acids.